AGCAAAUCAUGAGCUAUUGUUGCAGUAUUUUUGGAGCACAAGGAAAUGGAUAUCUACAACUUGCCAUUCCUGAUCUGCCUCAGCAUGAGUGUCAGGGGCAUCUUUCUGAUAACAAGAAAGUUAUUAGCUAUUUCAUUGCUAAUCCUCCCAAAUAUGACCCAGAUGUGAUAGAAUUCAAAGGAGAUGGAUCUUAUUCUGAAAAGACUGAGAUCUUCAGAAAAGUCUCGAAGAUCUCUCAAAAGAAUCUAGAGAAAGAUCUUGAAUUCAUCUGAAAUAAACCUUCAUUCAAAGAAUCUUUUACAAAGAAAGGAAAUGUAUCUUUGGCUCAAGUUUCUCAACAAGCCGAAGAAGAUAAAAGAAACCCAAUGCAGCUAAAGUUGAAACCAAAAUACGCCGGAAGCUUGGCUACUCUUCAAUUCCGAAAUCCUACAGAUUCCUUCUCUACAAGAUGUGAUGUGGUAUACAAGACUCUUCUUAGAGACUGUAGAAGAUACUUCUAUGAUUGCUUCCAAAUGAAGACGAUGAGGAAGAAUAAAAGAGUCUACCACCUUAGCAAGACUUUAGCUGUCUUUGUUGAUAAAAAGUUUGAUUCUCCAAACUUUACAGAAGAGUUUAGAAGACAGAUCGAAUUUUGUCUUGGAUGCUUGGUGUAUCCGAAGGAGAUGACAAACUCGAAGGUUGCCAUAUAUGGUGAAGAAGGCCAGGUUAUAAAAGGUCAAGAAAGAGCAAAGAAGCUCAGGAAGGUGAAAGAGCUUCAUUCAUACUUGUACAAUUUUAGUAUGGAUAAAUGUGAGAAGUUCUUCAAAAAUCCUUACCUUUCGGCGAUUUUUGAAGAAUACCUAAAAUCCUUUACAGAAAGAGCGACUCAAAUCGAGACUAUCAGGAAGAAUUAUGAGAUUUAUCAGGCUGCAGUUGGGCUGAUCAGAAACCUCCUUGAAUACUACAAGUCUAAUAAUUGAUAA
Moneuplotes crassus is the source of this 962-nucleotide messenger RNA. The record is from the annotation of a GenBank genome assembly. NCBI's taxonomy places the organism in Eukaryota, Ciliophora, Spirotrichea, Euplotida, Euplotidae.